This is a messenger RNA of Sinocyclocheilus anshuiensis, 6739 nucleotides long. Its product is annotated as E3 ubiquitin-protein ligase listerin-like. Gene Ontology annotation, biological process: ribosome-associated ubiquitin-dependent protein catabolic process; rescue of stalled cytosolic ribosome. Gene Ontology annotation, cellular component: RQC complex; cytosol. The record is from RefSeq and is a predicted model, not a curated record. NCBI's taxonomy places the organism in Eukaryota, Metazoa, Chordata, Actinopteri, Cypriniformes, Cyprinidae. Gene Ontology annotation, molecular function: ribosomal large subunit binding; ubiquitin protein ligase activity; zinc ion binding. The transcript is spliced from 30 exons. The coding region runs from base 46 to 5268 and encodes 1740 amino acids.
GACUACUCCAGUCGGAAAAGACGCAGACGCUCAGUCGACAAAACAAUGGGUGGCAAAAAUAAACAGAGAACGAAAGGAAAUGUUCGGCCAUCCAGCAGUGGCAGAGCUGCUGAUCUGUUGGCCAGGGAAAGUGGCGUUGUACCCGGGUUUGUGGGAUUCGGUGUCUCCACCUCCAGUGAUCCAGGAUAUGUACCUGCAGUACAGGGGGCAGAGGAGAUAGACAAUCAGGUUGAUGCAGACUUCCGCAUGGUUCUACGAAAGCUGUCCAAGAGAGAUGCAGUCACAAAAUUGAAGGCAGUACAAGAGUUUGGAGCAAUGUGUCAAGAGCGACAGCCUGAUGUUGUAAAAGGUGUCCUCCCAUAUUGGCCUCGGAUAUACUGCCGAAUAUCAAUGGACCAUGAUCGCCGUGUGCGAGAGGCCACACAGCAGGCCUUUGAGCAGCUGGUUUUAAAAGUGAAGAGGAAUCUGGCCCCCUACCUGAAGAGCAUCAUGGGUCACUGGCUCAUCUCUCAGUGUGACACAUACUCUCCUGCUGCCUCGGCUGCCAGCGCUGCUUUCCAGGCCGCAUUUCCCCUGAAUAAACAGCCAGAGGCCAUCAGCUUCUGUAAAGAUGAAGUCCUGAAUGUUCUCCAAGACAAUUUGCUGAAAGAAACAGCUGACACUCUCAGUGACCCUCACAGUGUGCCAGAGGAGGAACGAGAGGCUAAGUUUAUCCGUCUGUUGACCAGCUCUUUGCUGGCUCUGAAGAGACUGCUGAGCAUUUUACCUGAGCAGGACAGAGAGCUUCUAAAGGAGCGACUGACACAACUCAUCACACAGGGCAAAUUCUGGAAGUACAGCAAACACAAGACCCCACAGAUUCGAGGAGCGUUUUUUGAGCUGAUUGCCACCAUGUGUGCACACACACCCCAGCUGAUCCAGGCAGAAGCGGCCCGAGCUUGUUCUGCUGUGCUGCUGUCAAUUGACGACACAGACCCAGUGGUGCUACCCCCUCUGUGGGAGGCGGUCCUCCAUAUUCUGUCCUGCGUUGAUAACUGCUGGACGCAUGUCAGUGCCAGGAAAGGCGUGAUGCCGAAGCUCUGGGUGCUUCUUAAAGAAGGAGGUCGAGGUCUUGCAACAUCUCUGCAUCCAAACAUGCUCCCGUUUAUAAGCAAACUGCCAGCAGAGGUCACACAGCCCAACCUGGAGUUCUCUAGGACAUUCCUCACAUCUGUCAUACAGGGGUUGUCGAGUGAUCGUGCUAAGUCCAGUCCCUCAGAGAGUGCGGCCAUCAUUUUUGCCACAAUGGAGUGCCUUCGGUUUAUCAUCCUGCAGAACGUCGGAGACGAGCAGGAGCAGAGAAACAUCCAGAACAUGCUGAUCUCAGAACAGCUUCUGCCAUUGAUUGACAGAGCUCUGGGAAACCCAUCGCUGCAGACGGGUCCUCUGUUCCCUCAGGUCUCAGAUAUGCUUCUGUCCUGGGAAAAGCGGGCAGUUGGGAAAGAGGCUCCCACCUUUCAAAGACUGUUGUCAGACUUCUGGGAGGGUCUGGGUCGCUUGUGCACAACUUACGUGGACUGUGAAGAAGCCGAGCGAACCGCCCUGGAGGGUAUUGCAUCGCUCCUGCAGAUUAUGCAUAACCCGAACAGUGCCAGCAAACAGACUAAGAAGAAAAAAACUGUGAAAAUUUGCUUCACGGACAGAGAAGAAAGAGGCCAAGGUGAGGAACCUCCUAUGGAAUCUCCAGCAUUGGAGGAGCAACACUAUCCCUUGAGAAAUGGACACCUGCUGGAUUUGGUGUGCCAGCUGGCGGAGCUCAACAUGUUGUACGUGAGCAAACGUGAGUCGGAAAGGCACCUGCGCUUUUUGUCUCAGCUGCUCAGGGUGUUCCCAAGUCCUCAGGUGUUCCAGGUGCUGCUGAGGCCGGAGGAAAUGAAGCCUGAAAUGGGGCCGGAGCUCAGGCCGCUUGCUGAGAAUGCAGCUGUCCACUUUCUCCUGCAAAGAGUGACUAUAUGGUUAAAACAAGAUGACAGGAAGGACACUGACUUCCUGGUGGACAUGGUUUUCAGUUCCCUGCAGUGCUGCUGCUCCAGUGAUGACAAGACACUGAUCCUCAACCACAUCAGUAGGGAUUUGAAUUGGAGUGUGACUCUUCAACUUAUUGAAAAGGCGUGUGCAGAUCCCGUCCGGUUGGAGGUGUUUAUUGGCUGGCUAAGGGGUCCUGUGUUAGGGGAGAGGUUGGUGGGUCUGGCAGGAGAGCUGUGUGUGAUGGGUCUGCGUGGAUCCCCUUCUUCAUCAUCCCAUCAUGCACACGGCUGGCCUCUCAUCAGCCUCGCUCUGUCACAGCAGCACAAUAAUGAUCCUCUCAUUGGCAAGGCGUAUGUCGAGCAGAUCAUUGACAAGCUUCACGCCACCCUGUCAGAAGCAAAGGGAAUGUCAGACGCUGGGAACAUGGAGCCGCUAGUCACUUUCAUCUCUGAUGUGGCUGCCACCUUCUUUUCUUCGAUUAAGGGCUGCCUGCUGCUGGCGUCUGCCGAGGAAUUGCUUAUGACUGUUUUCCAGCUUUGUGCACAGUACCAAACCAUCACUCACCUCUCAGAUGCUCUUCUGAUGAACCUGCAGCACGCCUACACUGCUGGCAUUCAAUCAUUGAUCACUAACCUGGGUGCAGGGGUCACGAAGGGCACCCUCCUCCACAACAUUGCACUCUGGGUUAAAAGUCAGCUGCUCACCACACCACUGACAGUCAAAAGUCUGCAGCUUCUGGUUCAGGCUGUGGAAAGUCUGGCUCAGACCAUCGCCUUGGCCCAGAAGACCAGCUGUCUCCUGUCUCAGUUUAUCGUCUGUCUUAAUCCUACUGAAGAGGAAUGGAGUCGCAUUAGAUGGGCUCUGCUGCCUCAGUGGGUUAGACACCCUCUACUGUGUGGUCGUCUCAGAGUCACUGGUGAAUACCCCUGCAUGGACGUAUGGAAGUUCAGGGCGACUAACCGGCUGCCAGCACACCUGUGUGUAAGUGCAUUACUGGGCAGAAUCAUCUUCACUGCAACUUCACCUGAUGACCAGCAGGUGGAGGCAGACUUCUCUGAAAUUCCUGAUCUCAAACACAUAGUUUCAGAGAUUUUCUAUGGACUUCAGUGGUGUGAAGAAAUGGAGCUGUCACCACUCGUGGUGUCUGAAUAUCACAAACUGCUGCAGUCCUGGAGUUUAGAGCAGAGAAUCCACAACAGCAGCCUGAUCAAAACCACUCUGUUAGACACAGUUUUCACAAGGUCACAAGAAGAGGGCUCCCUCUGGUCACUAGCUCUGGCAAAAUACAUGCAGAACAGCAAAAUGGAACCAAGCCACAUUAAGGCCUUAUAUGGCAAUGUAGAAAGUUUCUUUCCCCUCUCAGAACACAGUGUGAGCACGGUGCAGGUGCUAUGUCCAUUUCUAGCCAGUGAAGAGAGAGAAUCCCUCAUCGCCUUGUGUGUCGCAGAGCUCCUUAACUGGCAGGACAGAGAGCAGGACUGCAUUGAUGGUGUGUGGGGCUGUCUGGCCGUGCUGCUCUGCUGUCUACAGGCCGACACGGCUGUGGAGGAUGAGAUCUUGUUGGCUGUCGUAGCCACGAUUGCCGAAUGGAGGACCAGUAGGGAGGAAUGGUUCCUCUUCAACAGUGACCUUGGAAAAGUUUCAGCCACAUGGCUCUUAUUGACUGUAGAAAUUAUGCGUUUCCUGUGCUGGAUGGUGGAUCAUUCUCCUACAGUCUUGGGAAACACUCAUUGGGAUCUCCUGCUCUGCUCCAUGCUGGCAUGGCUUGAGACUGCCCGUGAGAACAGCAGGAUGUUCUGGAACCCUUGGGUACAGCUGUUUGUGUGUGCAAACUGUGACCUGAUUGUGAGGCUGAGUGAGUUUUUCACGUCGCCCCCUGCUGGUGUGGAGGAACAGCUUCCUCCAGAGCUGAACUCUGAGUGGAAGGAGUUCUUUUUGGAGGGAAUUCACAACCUUCUGCUCCCACUGCUUAUUAAAAUCCCCGUGGACUUUACAGAGCCAGAUGAUCCUUUGUUCCCCCUGGCGGUAUUGAGGGCAGUGGGGGAGGCUCUUACCUACAUCCCCGUGGAGCUGCUCACACAGAAUAAACUCCCUCCUCGGUUUGUAGCUGACCAAAGGAGCAGUCUGCCAGAGCCCCUCCAGACCCUGCUGAAUACCCUCUCACCCCUGCUGCUCUUCAAAGCCCGGCCGUUACAGCUCGCGGUCUACCACAUCCUACACAAGGUGAUGCCUUUGUUGCCAGAGAGUGACAGUAGGUCUCCUCCAGCAGCGUUAAUGAGCAUCCUUUCUGCCACAGAAGAGCUCUUGGACAGUAUUCUAGGUGGUGUGCAAGUGGGCGAGUUUGCAGUGGUGCAGCCCCUCAGUAUGGAGCACUGCUGCAUUCUGGGAUAUCUUCUGGCCUGGAAACUCCUCUUCACCUUCUUCAAGGCUUCUUCAUCUCAUCUGCGAGCUCAGUACUCUCUGCAUUUGAAAAAGACUCAUUCUCUUCAUAAACUCCUACUUCACCUGUUCCGUCUGAUGCCAGAGAUCCCAUCAGUGCCUGGGCAGCCAGCAGAACCCUCAAGCAAAGAACCGAAAACCUUCUUCACUGAGAGUUUGUCUCUCUCCCCCCGGAAAACUGAAGGUCUGCAGUUUGAGGUUCCCCAUCUGGCCUGCUCCGUAUACUAUGGUGCGUUGAAAGACUUGCCUGCAAUGGUGCGUCUGUGGUGGAACAGCCAAGAGAAACGCGUCUUCAGCACGGUGGAUAAAUUCACCAGCAAGUACGUCAGCGGCGUUUUGUCUGUGCAGGAGAUUGCAUCUGUGCAGUCCAGCACCCAGACUUUUGAGAACAUGACGGUGAAAGCACGGUCUGCCACGCGGGAGGUGAUCGCGACUUACUCUGUUGACGAUAUCUUCAUAGAGCUGGUGAUUCAGCUACCUCAGAAUUAUCCGCUCGGCUCUAUCUUAGUGGAGAGUGGGCGGAGAGUGGGUGUGGCCGUUCAGCAGUGGCGCAAUUGGAUGCUUCAGCUCAACACGUACCUCACACACCAGAAUGGCAGUAUUCUGGAAGGUCUGUCGCUGUGGAAGAACAAUGUUGACAAGCGUUUUGAGGGGGUGGAGGACUGUAUGAUCUGCUUCUCUGUCAUUCACGGAUCUAAUUACUCGCUGCCAAAGAAAGCCUGCCGUACCUGCAAAAAGAAGUUCCACUCCGCCUGUCUGUAUAAAUGGUUCACAUCUAGCAACAAAUCCACAUGUCCUCUGUGCCGAGAGACUUUCUUCUAAGCUCUGUCUCCAUGGACACAAAUAAUACGUGAAUGACAUCCUCGGCAAACAGCUGACUCAGAAAGAAAUGUUCUGUUUGUUUGUUUGUACAUUCGAUUUUUGCAGUGCUGCAAAUUACCAUGGCCUUUUAGUUUCUGAUUCUGAAGAUGCACCCAACAACACCUGUCACAAACAACGGAAUGAACAAACAGUCGGAAUUCUAAAAAAACAAAGUACCCGGACUGGAUUAAAGACAGCUUGACAGGAAAAUGAAGGCUUAACAAGCCUGAGAAUUCAGGCCUUAAAGGAAUAGUUCACCAAAAAUCAACAUUUUGUCAUUAUUUGCACAUACUCAUGUCAUUCCAAACUUGUUUCAUGUUACAGAAUUUUGAGGGAUCUUGACACUUUUUUUCCUCAACACAUCUGUCAAGCCCCAAAAAAGAAGAGAGUAUGAAUAAAAAAACGUUAUAGUACAAGAUGCUAAAAAUAGAAGUCAUAUGGUAGCUUAGUGAAUGGCACAAAAUGUAGGUUGUUGUACUCUUUUUGUUUUAAUCAAAUGUAGCUGCAUAGAGGUUUGGGAUGACAUGGGUAAAUAAUCACAAAAUGUUAAUUUUUUUUGUGUGUACUAUUUCUUUAAAUUAAAUCAAUUUAAAGUUGGCAAGAUGGUUCAUCAUAUAUCAGGUUACAUAAAUUUGCCAUUCACAAGUAGAUCUUCUGGUGAAAUCAAAGUGUUCAUAGUUUCUACUGAUGUGGAAAAUAAUGUAUUUUGCUCUGAUAAAUGUGGGACCAUAUGGAUGACCUGUAUAGAAAAUAAUGGACCGAGUUUUGGCUUUUUAUCUCAGCUUGAUGAUAUUUUGUAUAAUGACACAUAAUGCUGUAUGCUGCAGACAUUUCUGUUUGCUUUGUUCUUUAGUUGUCAUGGAUUGUGUAACAUGACACAAUUUGUGGUCCUGAAAUACAGAUCAUACUUUCAGCCUCAAUGUUUAUCAUAUGUCAUUUUACGUAAUCUGCUUCGGUCAAUCACAGUGUGUCACACUAUCUGUGCAUUUGUGUCUGUUCCUCCGAGUCACGGUAGCUUAUCUAUUGAAGCUGCAAGGUAAGCUGCAGUUUGCAUGUACGCAGGGAAGACAUUCAUUGAAGAAUAAUUUCAGAUGCAAAAAUGGUCUGUGAUGAAAGCACAUCUAAAUCCAUCGGUUUCACGGCUAUUACUAUUUAAUAGAUGUUCCCAUUGAAGAGCCACAUGUAUUGCAUGAUGCAGAACACUACCUGAAACAAAUAUGAACAAAACCAUGUCUCUCCUCUAGCCAUGUUUAAAUUUUAUAAACUCGUUCAUGUUAUUGAAGCUUUUGUGAGUAGUGAGAUAGGAAAUGACUUUGAUCUUCAAUCCCAUAUGGCUGUGGGUUUCCUCUACACAACCAGUGUGACCAAGUGGUUGAACUGUCAAACUACCUCAUGACUACACAGAUGGUUUUACUAGCAUAUUUGGACAGAA